Molecule: messenger RNA, 738 nt
Organism: Adineta ricciae
Lineage: Eukaryota; Metazoa; Rotifera; Eurotatoria; Adinetida; Adinetidae
Source: the annotation of a GenBank genome assembly
AUGGAUUCAUUACCAAAAGGUAUCAAGGGUAUCAUUGGUCCAUCGAUUCUCAGUGCUGAUUUAUCAAAACUAACAGAUGAGAGUCGUCGUCUUCUCGAUGCCGGUGCCGAUUACCUUCAUCUCGAUGUUAUGGACGGACACUUUGUCCCUAAUUUAACAAUCGGCCAUCCGGUGAUCAAAUGUCUUCGAAAGAACAUUCCGAAAGUCUAUUUCGACGCCCAUAUGAUGGUGGCUAAGCCUGAACAGUGGAUCGAAGAAAUGGCCGGUGCAGGUGUGAAUCAAUAUACCUUUCAUAUCGAAUCAACAACAAAAGAAAGUAUGCCGGAAAUUAUCCGAAAGAUCAAGGAAGCCGAUAUGAAAGUGGGCCUAGGCAUAAAGCCGAAAACGGAUAUAAGUGUUGUAGAAGAAUACAUCAAUGAUAUUGACGUUGUUUUGAUAAUGACCGUUGAGCCCGGUUUCGGUGGGCAAAAGUUCAUGGGAGAUAUGAUGGAGAAAAUCCGUUGGCUACGAAAAACCUAUCCGCAAUUGCUUCACAUAGAAGUCGAUGGUGGUGUAAGUACGAAAACAAUCGACGAUUGUGCACAAGCUGGAGCAAACAUGAUCGUUUCCGGUUCGGCGCUAAUCGAUAGUAAACAACCUGAUAAAGAUAUCGAACAAAUGCGCAAUCUCAUUGAUGAAAAUUUAAAGUCGAAAAAGUUACAUUUGCAAAUAACAAACAACGAACAUUGUUCCCAUUGA